This is a messenger RNA of Ipomoea triloba (trilobed morning glory), 2031 nucleotides long. RefSeq names its product amino acid transporter AVT3C-like. The transcript has a single exon. Gene Ontology annotation, cellular component: vacuolar membrane. Gene Ontology annotation, biological process: amino acid transmembrane transport. NCBI's taxonomy places the organism in Eukaryota, Viridiplantae, Streptophyta, Magnoliopsida, Solanales, Convolvulaceae. Gene Ontology annotation, molecular function: amino acid transmembrane transporter activity. Bases 162 to 1445 code for a protein of 427 amino acids. The record is from RefSeq and is a predicted model, not a curated record.
UUUUUUUUUGAAAACGAAGAAAUUCAGUUGUUUUGCUCAUUAUUCUUGUUGAUCUCUAUUAACUGCAUUAAAUUAAUUGUAAUUUUCGAUCCGUAGUCUCUGGGUUUUGUCGAUACUACACACACUCUUUGUCCUUGAUCGACAAAUUCAGUGAAAAAAAAAUGGUGGUUGAGAAAGAUGAAGCGAGCUCUUCGUCUCAUGUUCUUAACCCACCCAGAGAAGAAACUCCACUCCUCUCCAAUAACCAAAACCAUCUCUCUUCCCAAACCAAAACAUUUGCCAAUAUUUUCAUUGCCGUAGUUGGGGCAGGCGUUCUGGGCCUCCCUUACGCCUUCAAGCGAACAGGAUGGGUAAUGGGGGCUCUCACGCUUUCAAUUGUGGCAUUUUGUACCUAUUAUUGUAUGAUGCUUCUAGUGUAUUCGAGGAGGAAGCUUGAAACCCAUUCAAAAUCUCCCAAAAUCUCGUCUUUUGGUGAUUUAGGGUUUGCUGUGUGUGGGCCUGUGGGGAGGUUUGCUGUUGAUGCUAUGAUUGUUCUCUCACAAGCUGGGUUUUGUGUAGGAUACACAAUUUUUAUAUCUAAUACUUUAUCAUACCUGUUCAAUCCUGUAUCUGUCACAAACCCUAACCCUAAAAUUUUGGGUGUUUUGCCUAAGACUCUGUAUUUGUGGGGGUGUUUCCCAUUCCAAUUGGGGUUGAAUUCAAUCCCUACAUUGACCCAUUUGGCCCCUCUUAGCAUAUUUGCGGAUGUGGUGGAUUUGGGGGCUAUGGGGGUGGUGAUGGUUGAGGAUGUGUUGGUGUAUUUGAAGAAUAGGCCUGUUUUGCAUACAUUUGGUGGGUUGAGUGUUUUCUUCUAUGGAUUUGGUGUGGCGGUGUAUGCGUUUGAAGGGAUAGGAAUGGUUUUACCCUUGGAAUCAGAGAUGAGGGAAAAGUCCAAGUUUGGGACUACCCUUGGCCUCACAAUGGGGUUCAUAUCGUUGAUGUUUGGCGGGUUUGGGGCGUUGGGGUACUUUGCGUUCGGGGAAGAAACGCAGGACAUCAUCACGACCAAUUUCGGGCAGGGGCUGCUCAGCUGCAUAGUCCAAAUCGGGCUGUGCAUCAACCUGUUUUUUACGUUCCCGGCAAUGAUGAACCCGGUUUAUGAAGUGAUGGAGAGGCGGUUGUGUGAAGGGAAGUAUAGCUUGUUGGUGAGAUGGGGGAUGGUGUUGGGUGUGAGCUUGGUGGCAUUGUUGGUGCCUAACUUUGCCGAUUUCCUGUCGCUCGUGGGGAGCAGUGUGUGUGUGGUUUUAGGAUUUGUGUUGCCUGCAAUGUUUCACCUGAUUGUGCACAAGGAAGAAUUGGGGGUUCUUGGUUUUGCUUGUGAUGGAGUGAUCAUUGUUUUGGGAAUAGUUUUUGCUGUCUAUGGAACCUGGUCUUCCCUGGUAGUGAUCUUUGGAACUAGUGCUUAAUAGCACACACACUCUCUCUCACUCUCAGAGAGAGUAAUAAUAGACAACUCCUUUUGCUCCAGUUUUCUUGCCUUCCAUUUUAUGUUUAAUAUAAUUUGGAAAUGUAUAAAAGCAGGUGUCUCCUUUUCUUGGCAUAAAAUACUGUAAACUGUGUGUGGAGUUAUAAUUGUGUUGUAGGACAGGAUAUGUAAUGUUAGAGUGCAUUUGGUUUAUGAGUUUACACGAGGAACAAGAAUCAAAAUCAUAGUUAAUGUUUGGUUGACAACUUUUUAAAACACAACUAUGGGAUUUGAUUACUCAUUCAAUUAAAAAUUUCAUUCUCUAAUUAAAAACGGGUAUCAUUCUAUCUUAUUGUUGAAAUAUUAAAUAUAUCUGCCUUGGGCAGUCCACAUCUUUGACUUCUUGGGCAGACUUCUUGAGCAGUGCAGUGUAGUGUCUACCUAGAGCAGUGUAGUUUUAUUAUGUCUCUUGUGUGUAUAUAUAUUAGUGUGUAUAUCUGAAAUAAUAGAGUGUAGAGAGUAGAAACAUCUUGUAAUCUUUGUAUAGAUCAGAAAUAUAAAUCAGAAACUUUUCUUUCAGUUCUGAA